AUGCCAGCCAGAGACAUCAAAAUGGCUUUGCCUAGAAGCCAAAGCCAUUGGUCCAAUGCAGACGUCUUGAGGUUACUGGAAUGCAUGGAGAAUAAUCUCCCAUCUGAUGACAACGUCACGUUCAGCUCAACUCAGUCACACAUGGACUGGGGAAAAGUAGCUUUUAAAAACUUUUCUGGUGAAAUGUGCAGACUCAAAUGGUUAGAGAUUUCUUGCAGCUUGAGAAAAUUCAGCACUUUGAAAGAAUUAGUCCUGGAAGCUAAGAAAUGUGUUAAAAAUACAAACGAAAGCCAAAAAGGCAGGAACCAUCCAGACUUUCCAAAGAGGCCCCUUACUGCUUAUAUCCGCUUCUUCAAGGAGAAUUGGCCCCAGUACUCCCAAAUGUACCCUGGGAUGAGAAGCCAGGAACUGACCAAAAUCCUGUCAGAGAAAUACAAGGAGCUCCCAGAGCAGAUGAAACAGAAAUAUAUUCAGGAUUUCCAGAAGGAAAAGCAAGAAUUUGAGGAAAAACUUGCUCAAUUCAGGGAAGAACACCCUGACUUAGACCAGAAGGGCAAGAAAUCUGAUAUCUCCAAGAGGGUUCAAACCAAAGUGCAAAAGAAGGUUCAGAAAAAUAUUGAAGAAGUGAGGUCUCUUCCAAAAACAGAUCCAUUUUUCAAGAUGGUAAAAUUUCAUGGAGAGCCUCAGAAACCCCCCAUGAAUGGAUACCACAAGUUUCACCAAGAUUCCUGGUCAAGUAAGGAGCUGCAACAUUUGUCCCUGAGGGAGCGCAUGGUAGAGAUUGGCAGACGCUGGCAGCGCAUCCCGCAGAGCCAGAAGGAUCAUUAUAAGAGCCAGGCUGAGGAGCUGCAGAAGCAAUACAAAGUGAAAUUGGAUCUCUGGCUCAAGACUUUGUCACCUGAAGAUUAUGCUGCAUACAAAGAAUCGACCUAUGCUAAGGGUAAGAAUAUGGCGAUGACAGGAGGUCCGCAGUCCUCAUCAGCAAAGGGUCUGCAAGAAGGGUUUGGGGAGGGGCAGGGGCUCCAGGCUGCAGGAGCAGAUGCAUCACAGACUAUUUGGGUAAACUGUCACAUCUCCAUGGAACCAGAAGAGAACAGGAAGAAAGAUGGCGAAGGGGAAGAAAGCAGUACCUCUUUAGACUGCAGUAGUGGAGAAGAAAUGGAAGUUGAUGUCUGA
Messenger RNA from Pongo pygmaeus (Bornean orangutan), 1176 nucleotides. Its product is annotated as putative upstream-binding factor 1-like protein 6. The record is from RefSeq and is a predicted model, not a curated record. Bases 1 to 1176 code for a protein of 391 amino acids. The transcript has 2 exons. NCBI's taxonomy places the organism in Eukaryota, Metazoa, Chordata, Mammalia, Primates, Hominidae.